AUGUCUUCACUCUUUCCCACAACCGUAGUUCCUUGUCCUUCAAAACCCCAACAAACAUUUCCUUCAUUGAAAAUAAACCCACUCAAUAACACUUUAACCUCGUCAUCAUGCAAGUUGUUACAAGAGAUACAACAUCCAAAUUUCAGUACAACCCAAUUGUCAGUCAGUUCCAAGGUGUUAACUUGUGACCAACCCCUUAUCUUGAAUGACUGGCCUCAGCACCUCAAGUUCUCAAUUGGCUCUGGUAAUCUUUAUCUGGGUCAGUCAAUUCAUGGCUUUUUAAUGAAAUUGGGUUAUGAAAAUAACAGCUUUCAGGGCAAUAACCUCAUAAAUUUGUAUGCAAACUUUAAUAGAGUGAAUGAUGCACAAAGGGUGUUUGAUGAAAUGCGCUAUAGGAAUACAAUCACAUGGACAUCUCUGAUUAAUGGGUAUUCACGGGUUAAUGAUGUUGAGUCGGUGUUUAAGAUUGCUAAUGAUAUGUAUAGAUUGGAAGAAGAGUUCAAUGAACAUACGUGCUCAGUAAUUUUAAGGGCAUGUGAGUCACCAGAUGAUCGGAUUAAAGGGCAGCAGAUUCAUGGUUUUGUUGUGAAGAGUGGGUUUUGUGAGGAUGUUGUGGUUGGUACUUCUUUGAUUUCCAUGUAUUCAAGAAGUGGGUUUUUGGAGGAUGCGGAAAAAGUGUAUAGUGAAUGGAGUUAUAAGGAUGUUAGGUGUUUGAAUUUUUUGAUUUCAGAAUAUGGGAAGGUGGGAUACCUGGAGAAAGCGAUUUGGGUCUUUAUUGAUUUGCUAUCUUUUGGUUUGGAGCCAACUGAUUAUACAUUUACGAAUGUAAUAAGUGCUUGCGAUGGAGCUGUAGGUGUAGCAAUAGGCAGGCAAUUACAUGGACUUUCCAUUAAGCAUGAUUUAGUGGGUGAAACCUCUGUAGGAAAUGCAAUUGUGACAAUGUAUGGAAAGCAUGGGCUAAUAGAAGAGGCUGAGAGUAUGUUUCACCGACUGAAUGAAAGGAAUUUGGUUUCUUGGACUGCUCUUCUAUCUGGGUAUGUGAAAAAUGGUCAUGGAGAAUUAGCCCUUAAAAGGUUUGUAAAAAUGGUUGACUUAGGAAUUUAUAUUGAUUGUACCUGUUUAGCUACUGUCCUUGAUGGUUGCUCAGAGUGCAACAACUUGGACCUAGGACUUCAAUUCCAUGGGUUUGUGUUAAAGCUUGGUUUUCUUUCUCAUAUUAAAGUAGGGACUGCAUUAAUUGAUUUAUAUGCAAAAUGUGGGAACCAGAAGUGUGCAAAAUUACUCUUUGAUGAUAUCUCCAUUAAAAGUACUGCAAUGUUCAAUGCCACUUUAGUUGGGUUUACAAAGGUAGAUGAAGCUGAUGACGAAGAUUACAUGACUGUUUUAGGUCAUCUUAGAUUAACUGGUAUAAAACCAGAUUCGGUAACUUUUGCACAGCUCCUUAGUUUAACUGCUGAUCAGGCUUGUUUAGUUAAAGGGAAAAGUCUUCAUGCUUACAUUGUCAAGACAGGGUUCGAAGCUGAUUUUACUGUAAGUAAUGCGGUAAUUACCAUGUAUGCAAAAUGUGGAAGCAUUGAAGAUGCUUAUCAUACUUUUUUUGGAAUGAAUGACCAGGACAAAAUAUCUUGGAAUGCCAUGGUUUCUGCAUUUGCCCUUCACGGGCAAGGUGAGGAAGCACUUUUGGUCUUUGAAGAGAUGAUGAAAGAAGGUUUUGUUCCUGAUGAGAUCACUAUAUUGGCUGUUCUUCAAGGUUGUAACUACUCAGGUUUAUGGGACUAUGGGUUUUGCUUGUUUGGGGAAAUGGAGCUAAAAUAUGGGGUUAAGCCGGUACUUGAGCACUUUGCUUGCAUGGUUGAUAUUUUAGGCCGAGCUGGGAAAUUUGUAGAAGCAAUAGAUUUCAUUUCCAAAAGCCGGUUUUCAGACUCGCCUCUCCUUUGGAGAACUUUGGUCCAUGCAUGUAAGCUACAUGGAAAUAUGCAUUUUGGCAAGAUAGCUACACAACAAUUGCUCGAGCUGACACCCAAAGAAGCUGGCUCUUACAUUCUUGUUUCAAAUAUGUUUGCUGAAGGGGGGAUGUUAGACGAGGCAGCAAGGGUAAGAACCGCAAUGACUGACUUAAAGAUGAGUAAAGAAGCUGGUUGCAGCUGGAUUGAGAUCGAUAAGAUGACCCAUCAGUUUUGGGCUGGUAGCAAAGAGAAGAAGAAAAGUAGAGAUGUUUAUGCGAUAUUGGAUAUAUUAACAGCUGAGAUGAAACAAAUUAGUGGUGAUAUAACCAAUCUUUGACUUAAUUGGAAUCGAUCACAAGUUCAUCAAGUGAAAAAGAAUUUUUUUUGUUUUGUUGUCGGAGUGGCAGCACAUAUAGCUCUGUUCCUUGUUAGACCAGUUUUUCCAUAUUUUGCACCUGCUAUAAAUGCAUCUCCAACUUAAUUAUUUGCUUUGAUGAUUCAACAAGUGGAAGAUUGGUGUCAACAUGGACAGAUAAAGACUGAAGACUGAAGGAAAAGCUGGGUGUGAGUAAUCUUUGUCAGUAUGGUCAUAUCCUUCCAGCAACGCAACGCUUUUAAGUGUUGGAAAAUUAGAACUAGCUUAUAGUUUUUGAACGAAGAUUUACAUAGCUUGAUUCAUUUAUUCCACCGAUGCUUAGAAUGCGAGAUACAGGAAUUAGAGAAAGUACAUGGCAAGGUGAUCCCG
Molecule: messenger RNA, 2691 nt
Organism: Ilex paraguariensis (yerba mate)
Lineage: Eukaryota; Viridiplantae; Streptophyta; Magnoliopsida; Aquifoliales; Aquifoliaceae
Source: the annotation of a GenBank genome assembly